AUGACUGCGUACACAGUGACUCUGAACGGCCCCGCUCCAUGGGGCUUCAGACUACAGGGAGGAAAGGACUUCAACAUGCCCCUCACCAUCUCCAGGAUAACCCCCGGGAGCAAGGCGGUGGGCUGCAGCCUGGCCCAGGGCGACAUCAUCUCAGCCAUCGAUGGGGUCAGCACUGAGGGGAUGACCCACAUGGAUGCCCAGAACAAGAUCAAGUCUGCCUCCACCAAGCUGGCACUCACCAUGCAAAAAUCAAGACGUGCUGCAGCAUUUUCCACAGGAAUUCCAAGAAUGGAGUCACCCAUGCCAGUCAUCGCCCACCAGAAGGUUAUCGCAAACACAGCUGCAAAUGUGGAGUACACUCCCAGCUUCAACCCCACUGCUCUGAAAGACUCGGCCCUGUCCACUCACAAACCCAUUGAGGUGAGGGGUCCGGGGGGAAAGGCCACCAUUGUUCACGCUCAGUACAACACACCGAUCAGCAUGUACUCACAGGACGCCAUCAUGGACGCCAUUGCAGGGCAGUCGCAGGCCAAGGGACACGACAGUGGGUCUCUGCCCAUCAAGGACCCCGUGGUAGACUGUGCGUCUCCGGUGUACCAGGCGGUGAUCAGGCCAGGAGACGCCCAGAGCAUGUCUGACUGGGCUCGUCGUGCUGCCACCCUGCAGUCCAAGAGCUUCAGGAUGCUGGCCCACAUCACCGGCACCGAAUACCUGCAAGACCCAGAUGAGGAAGCCCUGCAGAGGUCGAGAGAGAAGUUUGAGUCCGAGGUGAAAGGGCCCCGCUUUGCCAAGCUGAAGAACUGGCACCAAGGACUGUCUUCACAGAUCCUCAACGUCCAGGAAUAGAGAGGACAAAGAGAGAGGAGGAGGACAUGCAGAGGAAGACAUGGACAAACGCCCAGAAGUUAACAAGAGGAGGGGAUAAAUUAU
Messenger RNA from Anoplopoma fimbria (sablefish), 930 nucleotides. It is a transcript of the gene ldb3b, whose product is annotated as LIM domain binding 3b. The record is from RefSeq and is a predicted model, not a curated record. Gene Ontology annotation, molecular function: actin binding; muscle alpha-actinin binding. NCBI's taxonomy places the organism in Eukaryota, Metazoa, Chordata, Actinopteri, Perciformes, Anoplopomatidae. The transcript has 8 exons. Gene Ontology annotation, cellular component: stress fiber; adherens junction; Z disc. Bases 1 to 846 code for a protein of 281 amino acids. Gene Ontology annotation, biological process: actin cytoskeleton organization; muscle structure development; heart development.